CCAGUCCGGCACCCGUAGAGUUACCGUAAACCUAGACGUGUACUUGCAGCAUUGUUAUGUAGUUUCACCAGAAUCGGGAAAAGCGAGUGUUUACAACUUCACUCAGAACUCAGCGAUAGUGUUACUCAUCCGACUCACUUUUAAUCCUUACUAAUGUGUUCGUGGCAUAAUGUCGUCAGAUUUAAUGUUAGAUUUCGUAAAUCCAUCGAUAUUGAAUAAGGAAGCGGGGGAUAUGUCCAUCGAUCAGGAUGGAGAGUGGGAUAUCAGUUUGUUUGAUGAGCUGGAAGAUCUUGGGGAUGCUGAUGAGCUUCUGGACGCUCUGGUGGAAAGUGUAGGCUAUGACACCUCUGUCCCUGACCUGAACUUUGACAUUGAGCCCCCAGCGUGGAACUCAGAUGGCUGGAAAAACAGUAGCCCUCGAUCAGAUGGUGAUUUAACUGUGGACUCGCUGUCACCAAACCACACACUCAGUUCAGUGUCCUCACCAGCGUCAGUGGAGCCCCACUCACCGUGCUCCACACAUGAUGAGGCACUGUCUCCAGUCUCGUGGCAUUCUCAGCCCUCUCCGCUGUCUGUCUGCUCUGACUCAAGUGGCUUUGCUGAGGCGCCUGCUGAGACGAAGCCUUCCAAGAGGACCAGUCAGUCAAAAGCAAAGCCUCUCCAGCCAGCGAAGAGGCCCAUUCAGUUUAGCCCCAAGGUUUCCAUUCAGCCUAAACCGCUUAUUACCACGGUACCCAUCACACAUGCUGCGGCCCCCCAUCUUCAGACUAAGACCAUCAUCAUCCAGCCUCUUCGGACUACAGUUCUGCCUGUAGUAAAACCUCCACCGGUCACCAUUCAACAAGCACCCCCUACAGGUCAGCGAAUGCUGCUGUCUCAGCCUACGCGGGUUGUCCAGCUUCAGACGCCUCAGGCGGUGCCCACACAUAUAGUCACAGUGCCAACACUGGCUCAGGACCGAACCGUCUCUGUUGUUGCACCAGUAACAGCAUCUCCUGUGGUUGCCAUGACACUGCCGAAUUCGACCCCUGAGGAUGAUUCAAGUGUGUCUCGGAGACAGCAGCGCAUGAUAAAGAACAGAGAGUCUGCUUCUCUCUCCCGGAAGAAGAAAAAGGAGUAUUUGUUGACGCUGGAGGCCCGUCUGAAGGCGGCGCUGUCAGAGAACGAGAAGCUGAAGAAUGAAAAUGGCACAUUGAAAAGACAAGUUGAAGGCCUGAUGAGUGAGAACUCUGUGUUGAAAGCAACUGCGCCGAAACGGAGAGCUGUGUGUCUUAUGGCGGUCAUGGUCUUCUUGGUCUUUAACUUGGGUCCAAUGAGUCUGCUUGGAGGAGACAGAGGGUCUACGUUUCCUGCUGCCCCUGCGUUCAGUGGCAGACACCUGCUGGGCUUUUCCCCAGAGUCGGAGAGAAACUUGGAGACAGACAGUCCUCAGACCGAUCCCUCUAACCCUGUGAACAGGUUAGAGGAUGCGGUAUCGGAGCAGAAGGCACUGAUGGUGGUGAAGGAUCCUCUGUAUUUCAGAACUCCUCCACCCUGCCAGCCACCUGUAAACCGGACCAAGUGCAUGAAGAUAGCGCAUGAGCUGAGGGGCUGGGUACAUCGUCACGAGGUUGAACAGACCAAAACUCGGCGCAUGAGCAACACUCAACUCAGAGACCGAACCAUCCUGAAAGCAGCUGAUAAACGGGAUGAAGUACCACAGAUCAUGACACAGAUCCAGUACACGGAUUCCUCUGAAAAGACUCCCAGCAGUGAGCUGCAGGUGUAUUACGCCCCUCACCGCACCUACAAUGACUUCUUUGAUGAACUCCACAGAAGAGGGGACACAUUCUACGUGAUCUCUUUCCGCCGGGAUCACCUCCUCCUUCCCGCCACCAACCACAACAAAGGCAGCCGCCCUAAGAUGUCUGUGGUUCUGCCAGCUAUGAAUUACAAUGAGAGCAUCAUUAAAGACAAAGAGUUUGAGGUGAUGAUGCAGAUCGACUGUGAGGUCAUGGACACCAGGAUACUCCACAUCAAGUCGUCUACCAUUCCACCCAUCCUUCGGGUCAAUCAGACAGACUCUUUAUAUCACGCGGCCCCCAACAACAACCAACCUGCGGCCCCCGUCGGUGUCCUCAUGGGGUCAUCUUAGUCUCAGCUAUCUAGCUUAUCAAUCUCAUUUUGUUUUGAAUUACCUGUUUUUUCACCAUCAUCUAGUUUGUUACAUAAUUAGCAUUUUGUUUUCAUUUUUGUGUCUCUUCUCUUCCUCGAGUGGCCAACCAGGGUCUUAGUAAUCAAUAACAAAUCACCAAGAUAUUCAGCAAUAGUUGAGAAUUUCUCUUUAGGGCACCUUUUCCAAAUGCAUCUAGAAAGCCAUUCAAUAUUGAUGAGCCAUUCAGUUCAUAUUACGGUCUCAUUCCAGGCUAUUGACUUCACUAACUAUUGGCAUUUACAUUUAUGUUCACUUUAUGCAAAGUGACUUCAAGCGUGUUCAAAUUUCUUUGCGCUCUUCCAGCUAAACUACAGGGGCAUUCAUUAUCCAAAUCUUCCAAACCAAAGUGCGAUCUGGCUCGAUUAUUGUACCCUUUUCUGCUGUAUGUGGUAGCUGUCAGGGAGUUGUUUUUUGUCUUUUUUGUUUGUACUGUGCUUGUUUUGUUUAUAAAAUGAAUUCAAAUGAAUAUUUAUAAAGGUUUAAUAUUUACACAUUUAAUGGUCAUAUUCAGCUAUAUACAACACUGUCCUCAAACAAACUGCAUUGCCAGUGAGUUUUGUUUUUGUUUGGCAUUUUUUUUUAUCGAAUAGAAAAGUAGGAAGAUGGAUUACUUACACUUGAGUCAGUGUAAUUGACUUUCCAUUGCUGUAAAUACAUCCAUUCCAGUACUGUAAAUGUACUUCCAAAAAUAUAUAUUUGAAAGUAUUUGGAUAAUACUUCUACUAUAUACUUGGUCUUUGAAGGGUAAUCAUUUUAGACUAAUUCUAAUUGGAAUAGCAGUUUGGGUUUGGGGGUCUUCUUCAACAUCUGUCAGUUAAUUUUAAUGUAUUUCAUGCCUUUUGUGUUUUUCUUAGUGGCUUAAUUGCACUUUAAAUGAAGUGUGCUUGACAUAAAUACAGUUGUUAACAAAACUGGCUGUUAAUUUGAAGUUGUAGACUAGACUCAGAUUAUUAAUGUUACUUUGUAUGUACCUCAUCUGUCCUUUGUUCACAGUGUAUUUGUCUCUCUUAUUCUAGUGUAUUUAGACGUGCACUUGUUUCUUGUCCUGUUUAGGAAGCCGUAGCCAGUUAUCAUUCGAAAGCAAUGUGAUUAUUAGCUUUUACUUUCCAAUCUGUCGUCACUUUCACUGAAUAAAAAAAAAAAAAAAAAAAUUUAUUUAAUUUCAGUUUAUAAACUCAACUCAGGUGAAGCUUUCAUCUCAAAAUGGAGAUGAUAUAUUAGUAUUUAGUGAGAAAAUUUAACAUUUUUGUCCUUAGCAUUGCGGUAAAAAUGUUUCAUUAUUUUUCAACAAAUCCCUUUUUCCUCUCUGGCAGCAUUUUUAUUUUUUAUAUAUUUAAUUUUUUCAAUUUUGGAAAGAUUUUUUUUUUUAUUUGUUCACACAGUGAUGGCAAUGAAAGCUAUUUUGUAACAAUGCAAAGAAAUAAACACUGGACUCAAGUUUG
Carassius gibelio (silver crucian carp) is the source of this 3636-nucleotide messenger RNA. It is a transcript of the gene atf6, whose product is annotated as activating transcription factor 6. The transcript has 16 exons. The record is from RefSeq and is a predicted model, not a curated record. The coding region runs from base 170 to 2134 and encodes 654 amino acids. Gene Ontology annotation, cellular component: nucleus. NCBI's taxonomy places the organism in Eukaryota, Metazoa, Chordata, Actinopteri, Cypriniformes, Cyprinidae. Gene Ontology annotation, molecular function: RNA polymerase II cis-regulatory region sequence-specific DNA binding; DNA-binding transcription factor activity, RNA polymerase II-specific. Gene Ontology annotation, biological process: regulation of transcription by RNA polymerase II; endoplasmic reticulum unfolded protein response.